AUGUCUGACGACGAGUAUACAGAAAACUCCAGGCUUCUUCAUAGCAGAAGAACGUCUCUUCUUGACCAACCAGUUGGUCUGUUUCGGGGACCCAACUCGUUACACAACUUUGCAUCGUCUUUCACCAGGGCCCAGUCUUUUGCUGCUAAUAAGAUCGAUGCAAACAUUACAAAGAAAAGGUCUUUCUUUGCUGGACCAGAUGAUGACGCUUCAGAUAUUGGGGUUGAAGAUGAUGAGCUCUUUGAUCCAGAUCUUAUGGCUCCCUCAUCGAGAGGUGAACGUUUGAGUACGGUUCUUCACGAGUAUAACUUUUUACGUGGACCUAACGCCCUUGGGGCAUCAGGACCUUCUCCAUACAACGAGGUGUUCUAUCAAGAUGAUAUUAGUAACAUCCUUCACGCAUCGAGAUCUCGCCAUGGAUCUGUCUCUCAUCCUAGCAUGGUCCCCAUAUCUAAGCAAAGAAGUCACCCGGCUCUUUCUUUUUCGUCCCACAGACUGACAAAGUCGUGGGCUACUUCUGCAUCGUACUUUGGCAUUAAGAAGGUUGAGGAUAAGGACGGUAACCUCGUCACUGUCAUUGCAGGUCAAUCCACCGCUCCUCAGACUGUUAUGAACUCAGUGAAUGUUCUUAUCGGGGUAGGCUUGUUGGCAUUACCUGUGGGUUUCUUGAAAGGCGGUUGGGUUUUAGCUUUACCUGCGUUGUUGCUUUGCUGUGCAGCUACGUGCUGGACUGCUUCCUUACUCUCAGAAGCUAUGGAUACCGACCAGACUUUGAUGACUUACGCAGACCUUGGGUACGCUUCCUACGGUUCUACUGCAAAACUCUUGAUCUCCUUCAUUUUCUCAUUGGACCUACUUGGAAGCGGCGUUUCGCUCAUUUUACUCUUCAGUGACUCUUUAUACUCCCUCUUGGGGAGUGAAACCGGUGGAUGGUCCAAAACUGACUUCAAAAUAUUGGCAUUGUUUGUACUCACACCAUUUACUUUUAUGCCAUUGCCAAUCUUAUCAAUCUUCCUGUUGUUUGGCAUCAUGUCAACGUUUUCCAUCAUUAUUCUAGUUGGAGUAUGCGGGUUCAUAAAGAGCGCUUCGCCUGGGUCUUUACUUCAGAUUAUGCCAACUAACUUGUGGCCUGCCUCUGUUGCAGAUAUCUUCUUAGCGAUUGGAAUUAUAAUGGCCCCCUUUGGUGGUCAUGCUAUCUUUCCGAAUUUGAAAUCUGAUAUGAGACAUCCUCAAAAGUUCAAGAAAACUUUGCUAACCACCUACAGCAUUACAUGUGUUGCCGACUGUUCAAUGGCAGUGAUAGGUUUCUUGAUGUUUGGCAAACUAUGCAACAAUGAAGUGACAAGCAAUCUUCUUGAAACUGCUGGUUACCCUAGUUGGAUCUACCCUCUUAUUAGCGGACUUAUUUGUCUUAUUCCAUUGGCAAAAACUCCACUCAAUGCCAAGCCUAUCAUCUCUACUCUUGAUGGUGUCUUUAACCUUGACAAUGUGACCGAAGGCGAGUCAGCAUUCUGGGCUCUUUUGAGGACUGUCUUAAGGUUUUGCGUGAGAGUUGGUGUCAACGUCGCAUUCGUUGGAUUUGCAAUCCUAGUUCCAGAAUUUGACAGGAUAGUUGGCAUCUUGGGAUCAUCCAUCUGCUUUCUUGUUUGCGUUAUAUUGCCAUGCUCAUUCUACUUGAAGUUAUGCAAGAAUAACAUUCGUGCUACGGAGAGAUUCUUCGUCCGUGGCGUCAUAAUCUUUUCAUCAAUUCUUGCAAUUACGUGCACAUAUUUCACCAUAGUUCAUUGA
Messenger RNA from Candidozyma haemuli, 1788 nucleotides. RefSeq lists its product as uncharacterized. The coding region runs from base 1 to 1788 and encodes 595 amino acids. The record is from RefSeq and is a predicted model, not a curated record. Gene Ontology annotation, molecular function: amino acid transmembrane transporter activity. Gene Ontology annotation, cellular component: vacuolar membrane. Gene Ontology annotation, biological process: amino acid transmembrane transport. The transcript has a single exon. Lineage: Eukaryota; Fungi; Ascomycota; Pichiomycetes; Serinales; Metschnikowiaceae.